AUGGAUGAGCACUGCGGAUGGGUCAAGGCACUUGCUACUGAUGGCCGCUGGUUGUUCAGCUGUGCAUGCAACACUCUUCACCAAUGGGACCUGAUGUGGACAAACCCGAGGCACGUGGGGAGCACCAAGCUAUUUAAUGGAGACAUUCUGGACAUUGCUGCAGGCUCUGGAAAGGUCUUCAGCUGUGGAACUGAUGGGGCGAUUCAUUCUUGGGAGAUCUCCAACCAGGGUGGCUUCCAGAAAGCAAAUUCCAAGGAGGGGGCGCAUCAAGGCCGUGUCAGUAGCAUGGCUUUGCACAAAGACAUGUUGUACACAGUGGGAUUUGAUGGUCACCUAAAGGUCUGGGAUGCCUCCAGUAUGGAUCUCUUAGUGGACAUAAGUGGAGCCCAUGAAGGCAAGAGGAUCCGAUGUGUCACCAUGGGACCAGAUGGCACACUGUACACUGGUGGCGAUGACAAGAUGGUCAGGAGGUGGACACCCGGCUCCAUGAGGCAAAAGCCGCCUUUGUACGGACACAACGGGUCAGUCCGGGUGCUCAGCCCCGGCGGCAGAACGGCAUUGGUGUCAGGAGACGCCGAAGGGCAUUUGUUGCUGUGGUCUGUGUGA
Messenger RNA from Ostreobium quekettii, 606 nucleotides. NCBI's taxonomy places the organism in Eukaryota, Viridiplantae, Chlorophyta, Ulvophyceae, Bryopsidales, Ostreobiaceae. The record is from the annotation of a GenBank genome assembly.